This is a messenger RNA of Colletotrichum costaricense, 261 nucleotides long. RefSeq lists its product as uncharacterized. NCBI's taxonomy places the organism in Eukaryota, Fungi, Ascomycota, Sordariomycetes, Glomerellales, Glomerellaceae. The transcript has 2 exons. The record is from RefSeq and is a predicted model, not a curated record. Bases 1 to 261 code for a protein of 86 amino acids.
AUGAUGGUCAUAGACGCCCGCACGCGGUUGACAACAUAUCUUGUUCCGCGAGGCUUCGAGGCUGCUGUUGAUGCGGCCGGUUGUACGACCAAACGGCCAUUUGCCUUGCUCGGCGUCGUACUUGACCCCGCCAGAGAUCACACAACCACACUCCAUAAUGCUUGUGCAGAGGCACGUAUAACGCUCGCUUACCUAGCCAAAGCCUGGCUAUUUACCGCUAUGGUGCUCCGCACAACUAUCAAUUCGUUUACGAAUUCAUAG